Molecule: messenger RNA, 255 nt
Organism: Cylicostephanus goldi
Lineage: Eukaryota; Metazoa; Nematoda; Chromadorea; Rhabditida; Strongylidae
Source: the annotation of a GenBank genome assembly
AUGAAACCAUUUACGAUUCAGAACUUUUCAAACACUUCAACGAAGAAGCAGCCUAUUUCACCUGUUGAGAAGUAUUCGCGACCGCCACAUCUUGGCAGUUAUCCUCGCAAUCCAGCCCAGGCUUACUAUCCGGCUCUAAGCUCUGCCCCAAUGCUUGAGGACUAUAUGGAUCACGGCACGAUGAAAAUUGGCGAGAAAAGUACGCCACCACCUCCACUCGAUCAACCAGCACGGCACAGUCCAACCGAUGUCUAA